Messenger RNA from Myotis davidii, 751 nucleotides. It is a transcript of the gene PARD6G, whose product is annotated as par-6 family cell polarity regulator gamma. The transcript has 3 exons. The record is from RefSeq and is a predicted model, not a curated record. NCBI's taxonomy places the organism in Eukaryota, Metazoa, Chordata, Mammalia, Chiroptera, Vespertilionidae. Gene Ontology annotation, cellular component: nucleus; cell cortex; apical plasma membrane. Gene Ontology annotation, molecular function: protein kinase C binding. The annotation marks the transcript as partial. Gene Ontology annotation, biological process: establishment or maintenance of cell polarity; centrosome cycle; regulation of cellular localization.
GGGCCUCCUCAGUCCCACCAGCCCCGCGGCCGAAGAGCGCGGGCUGGGACCGAGGCCACGGCGGUGGGCGCCUCCCCCAACGUCUUUCUGGAACCCCUGGAGCGGGGCGAGGGCGAAGACGAGGCUGAGUGGGGCCGGAAUCAUGAACCGGAGUUUCCACAAGUCUCAGACCCUGCGCUUCUACGACUGCAGUGCGGUGGAAGUCAAGAGCAAGUUUGGGGCUGAGUUCCGAAGGUUCUCCUUAGACCGCCAAAAGCCUGGGAAGUUUGAAGACUUCUACCAGCUGGUUGUGCACACCCACCACAUCGCCAACACCGAAGUGACCAUCGGCUACGCAGAUGUGCACGGCGACCUGCUGCCCAUCAACAACGAUGACAACUUCUGCAAGGCGGUCUCGAGCGCAAACCCCCUGCUCAGGGUCUUCAUCCAGAAACGAGAGGAGGCCGAGCAGGGCCUGGCGACCGGCUCGCUCUCGCGGCGCAAGAAGGCGCUGGCGCUGCGGGAGGAGGGGCCCCGCCGGCGCGCGCACCUGCACAUCGGGCUCCCGCAUGACUUUCGCCCCGUGUCCUCCAUCAUCGACGUGGACAUCCUGCCCGAGACGCACCGGCGUGUGAGGCUGUACCGGCACGGCUGCCAGAAACCUCUGGGCUUCUACAUCCGCGACGGCAUGAGCGUGCGGGUGGCACCGCAGGGGCUGGAGAAGGUGCCGGGCAUCUUCAUCUCGCGCAUGGUGCCGGGGGGCCUGGCCGAG